AUGCAGGAAGACUAUAUCGGCCUUAUUGGAGAAGUGGCCACCGAGGCUGAUAACCGUGCUCGAAAGACGUUGAGCCCCUUGCUCAGAGAGUUUUACAAGAAGCUCGAUGCUGCUUUGACUCCCGCUCCUGAGGAGGAUGCCGCCUCCCAGGCUAUCGAUCUUGAGAUGGCCGGAGGCGGAAGCGAGGACGAGUACCGGCCGGACUCCGAAGAGAGCGACUGA
Messenger RNA from Colletotrichum destructivum, 222 nucleotides. RefSeq lists its product as uncharacterized. NCBI's taxonomy places the organism in Eukaryota, Fungi, Ascomycota, Sordariomycetes, Glomerellales, Glomerellaceae. Bases 1 to 222 code for a protein of 73 amino acids. The record is from RefSeq and is a predicted model, not a curated record. The transcript has a single exon.